AUAAACAACCACAGAACCACAAGUUGGGUAGCCUGGCAGUGUCAGAAGUCUGAACCCAGCACAGUGGUCAGCAGGCAGGACUAAUCACACUGAAUGCAAACCACAGGGUUUCGCAGCGCGGUAAGAGAAAUCAUUGAGUCCCCCGCCUUCAGAAGAGGGUGCAUUUUCGGGAGGAAGCGAUGGCUUCAGACAGCAUAUUUGAGUCAUUUCCUUCGUACCCACAGUGCUUCAUGAGAGAAUGCAUACUUGGAAUGAAUCCUUCUAGAGACGUCCACGAUGCCAGCACGAGCCGCCGCUUCACGCCGCCUUCCACCGCGCUGAGCCCAGGCAAGAUGAGCGAGGCGCUGCCGCUGGGCGCCCCGGACGCCGGCGCUGCCCUGGCCGGCAAGCUGAGGAGCGGCGACCGCAGCAUGGUGGAGGUGCUGGCCGACCACCCGGGCGAGCUGGUGCGCACCGACAGCCCCAACUUUCUCUGCUCCGUGCUGCCUACGCACUGGCGCUGCAACAAGACCCUGCCCAUCGCUUUCAAGGUGGUGGCCCUAGGGGAUGUUCCAGAUGGCACCCUGGUCACUGUGAUGGCCGGCAAUGAUGAAAACUACUCUGCUGAGCUGAGAAAUGCUACCGCAGCCAUGAAGAACCAAGUGGCAAGAUUCAAUGACCUCAGGUUUGUCGGUCGAAGUGGAAGAGGGAAAAGCUUCACUCUGACCAUCACUGUCUUCACAAACCCACCACAAGUUGCCACCUACCACAGAGCCAUCAAAAUCACAGUGGACGGGCCCCGAGAACCGCGAAGACAUCGGCAGAAACUAGAUGAUCAGCCCAAGCCCGGGAGCUUGUCCUUUUCCGAGCGGCUCAGUGAACUGGAGCAGCUGCGGCGUACAGCCAUGAGGGUCAGCCCACACCACCCAGCCCCCACGCCCAACCCUCGCGCCUCCCUGAACCACUCCACUGCCUUUAACCCUCAGCCUCAGAGUCAGAUGCAGGACACAAGGCAGAUCCAGCCAUCUCCACCGUGGUCCUACGAUCAGUCCUACCAGUACCUGGGAUCCAUUGCCUCUCCUUCUGUGCACCCAGCAACGCCCAUUUCACCUGGACGUGCCAGCGGCAUGACAACCCUCUCUGCAGAACUUUCCAGUCGACUCUCAACGGCGCCCGACCUGACUGCCUUCAGCGACCCGCGCCAGUUCCCCGCGCUGCCCUCCAUCUCUGACCCCCGCAUGCACUACCCGGGUGCCUUCACCUACUCCCCGACGCCGGUCACCUCGGGCAUCGGCAUCGGCAUGUCGGCCAUGAGUUCGGCCACACGCUACCACACCUACCUGCCGCCGCCCUACCCGGGCUCCUCGCAGGCGCAGGGCGGCCCGUUCCAGGCCAGCUCGCCCUCCUACCACCUGUACUACGGCGCGUCGGCCGGCUCCUACCAGUUCUCCAUGGUGGGCGGCGAGCGCUCGCCGCCGCGCAUCCUGCCGCCCUGCACCAACGCCUCCACCGGCUCGGCGCUGCUCAACCCCAGCCUCCCGAACCAGAGCGACGUGGUGGAGGCCGAGGGCAGCCACAGCAACUCCCCCACCAACAUGGCGCCCGCCGCGCGCCUGGAGGAGGCCGUGUGGAGGCCCUACUGAGGCCCCGCGGGCGCCGCCGCCUCCUCCGGGCCGGGCCUCCUGUUCUCCACGAGCCCGCCGCGGCCGCGGUGUCGCGGUCGGUCGGGCGCGCGCAGCCGCCGCCGUCCGCCUGCGCCCAGGCCCUCGCGGGAGUGUCCACCGGCCCCAGCACCCAGGGGACGCGCCGCAAAGCAAACAGGAAGAUUCCCGGAGGGAAACUGUGAAUGCUUCUGAUUUAGCAAUGCUGUGAAUAAAAAGAAAGAUUUUAUACCCUUGACUUAAAUUUUUAACCAAGUUGUUUAUUCCAAAGAGUGUGGAAUUUUGGUUGGGGUGGGGGGAGAGGGGGGAUGCAACUUGCCCUGUUUGGCAUCUAAUUCUUAUUUUUAAUUUUUCCGCACCUUAUCAAUUGCAAAAUGCGUAUUUGCAUUUGGGUGGUUUUUAUUUUUAUAUACGUAUAUAUAAAUAUAUAUAAAUUGAGCUUGCUUCUUUCUCGCUUUGACCAUGGAAAGAAAUAUGAUUCCCUUUUCUGUAAGUUUUAUUUAACUUUUCUUUUGGACUUUUGGGUAGUUGUUUUUUUUUUUUUUUUUUUUUUUUUUUGAGAAACAGCUACAGCUUUGGGUCAUUUUUAACUACUGUAUUCCCACAAGGAAUCCCCAGAUAUUUAUGUAUCUUGAUGUUCAGACAUUUACUUAUGUGUUGAUACUUUUUUAAUUAUUUAAAUGUACUUAUAUUAAGAAAAAUAUCAAGUACUACAUUUUUUUUGUUGUUCUUGAUAGUAGCCAAAGUUAAAUGUAUCACAUUGAAGAAGGCUAAAAAAAAAAGAAUGAGUAAUGUGAUCACUUGGUUAUCUAGAAGUAUUGUUUACAUUAAACUCCCUUUCAUGUUCAUCAAACAAGUGGGUAGUUCACGCAGCAAUGUUUUUAAUAGGAUUUUUAGACACUGAGGGUUGCUCCAAGGAUCAGAAGUAUGGAAUUGUCUCCCAGGCUCAACAAAGGGUCUCAUAUCUAACUUCCUCCUUACAAACAGAGAAGGUCAAUCUAGUUCCAGAGGGUUGAGGCAGAUGCCAAUAAUUAUACCUUUGGAGAGGAUUCAAUUUCUGCCCAGAGAUUUGCUCACCCCAUGGUCAUCUGAUAAUUUUACAGAUGCUGUGUAACAGAACACAUCCAAAGUAAACUGUGUAGGGGAGCCACAUUUACAUAGGAACCAAAUCAAUGAAUUUAGGGGCUAUGAUUGCAGCAAUUUAAGGGCCCACCAGAAGCAGGCUUCAAGGAGCCAAUUUCCCUCUGUGUGCCUCAGUGGAGUCAAAUGGGAAAAUAUGGUCCCACCUAUGCCAGACCCCUGCCACCCCCACCCCGUCCUGUGCUGCUCACAACAUCUUUGUGUUGCUUUCACCGUGCUGAGGCCCUACCCUAUGGGGUGUGUGGACUUUUACCUGUGCACCAGUGUGACAGGAAAGAUUCAUGUCACUGCUUUCGGUGGCUACAAUUCAAAGGUAUCCAAUGUCACUGUAAAUUUUAUGGAACUAUUUUUAUUGUAGGAUUUGGUCAGAAUGCAGUUGUUGUACAACUCAUAAAUACUAACCGCUGAUUCUGACAUAUGUGUGCUCCAAAUGAUCUGGUGGUUAUUUAACGUACCUCUUAAAAUUCAUUGAAAUGACUUCAGGUCAACUCUGAAGAGUAUUUGAAAGCAGGACUUCAGAACAGUGUUUGAUUUUUAUUUUAUAAAUUUAAGCAUUCAAAUUAAACAAAUCUUUGGCUGCAGGCAGCAAAAACAGCUGGACUUAUUUAAAACAACUUGUUUUUGAGGUUUCUUAUAUAUAUAUUGAUUAUUUGUUUUACACACAUGCAGAAGCACUUUGGUAAGAGUUAAAGGGUAAAGCAGCUUAUGUUGUCAAGUCGUUCUUAUCUGGAGAAGAGCUAUAGCAGAUCUCAGAAAAACUCAGAAUAUAUUCGCUUUCAUUUUAGACAGAAUUCCCUCCACAACUCAGUUUCAUAUGUUAUUCCAUUUUACAUUUUUGCAGCUAAAUUACCAUCAGAUUUCAGCAAAUGCAAAAAAUUUAAUUUCUGAAAAGGACCAUUAGCCUGUUUCCCCCAAAUUGAACGUUAAGUGUUCUUUUCAGCACAUGUUGCUAUGUCUGACCUGCAAAAAUGCUGGAGGAAAAUGAAGUAAAAAAAUUAUAUUUUUCAGUUUAAUUCUGCUACCUGAAGAUAUCCCAAUUCAAAAUCAGCCUCAUGCUCUGCAAGGGGAAUUAGAUAAUUUCUCACAUUGAAGCUUUACUCUCAAAGUCAUGUGUGGAGAGGGCUUGUCACUAUUGUGGACCCACUGGUUUGGUCAUUUAGAGUUUCACAGACUCUUACCAGCAUAUGUAGUAAUUAAUUGUUUCAGAAAAAAAAUCAAACCUUAGUUGUUUUGGAAAUAGGUCUCACGCAACACAUUUUUGUAUGUGUGUGUGAAAAAUUGCAUUCAUUGACUUCAGGUAGAUUAAGGUAUCUUUUUAUUCAUUGCCUUCAGGAAAGUUAAGGAAGCAAUGAGACCCUUAUGCCAAUCAUGUGAUAACUGCAUGUAUCUGGGAACCACUGGGCCAGGAGAAGUAUGGAGUAAGCCAUUUCUACUGCUUACUCAUGUCCCUAUUUAUGAUUUCAACAUGGACACGUAUGUCAGUCCUUUCUGUUUUUCUCACUAGCUAUAAAUACAUUUUCCUUUCUCUCUUCCCCCCAAUAUCUCCCUCUUUUUCUUUCUUCCUCUAUCUUCCAAACUCCUUUCUCCCUCCUCAUUUUCCUGUGUUCUCUUAAGGAGAUAGCACAUGCCCCCCACCCAGUACCAAAUUGCAGAACACAAGCAGGUCUAGUUCUUCCCCCUUCACAUAAAGGAACAUGGUGAGUCAGACUUUCUCCUAGCUAUGGGUUUCUUCCAGCAGAACAGAGACAUUGCCAACCAUAUUGGAUCUGCUUGCAGUCCAAAUGCACUAACGAAAACUUUCCUGGGCAAAUCACAAUCAGUGAGUAAACAGCCUUUCUGCUGCCUUGGGUUUCUGUGCAGAUAAACAGAAAUGCUCUGAUUAGAAAGGAAAUGAAUGGUUUCACUCAAAUGUCCUGCAAUUUAGGAUUGCAGAUUUCUGCCUUGAAAUACCUGUUUCCUUGGGACAUUCCGUCCUGGUGAUUUUUAUUUUUGUUGGUUUUUAUUUUGCGGUGGGGCGGGGGGCAGGGAGGAUGACACGUUUGGGUCUUUUAUACAUGAAAAUUUGUUUGACAAUAAUCUCACGAAACAUUUUUUUACAUCUGAACAAAAUGCCUUUUUGUUUACUUUAGCAUAUACAUUCAUUUUGGGAUAUUUGUUUAUUUGUUGGGGAUUUUUGUUUCUAGCCAGGUCAGUAUUGAUAAAGCUGAUCGUUUGGCUUUUUAUUUUGUUCCUUCCAGAAGAGUUGCAUCAACAAAGUUAAUUGUAUUUAUGUAUGUAAAUAGAUUUUAAGCUUCAUUAUAAAAUAUUGUUAAUACCUAUAACUUUUUUCCAUUUUUUGGUGUGUGUUUCUAAGGACUUUUUCUUAGAUUUGCUGAAUACUGUAGGGGGAAAAAAUGCUUCUUUCUACUUUAUUUUAGACUUUAAAAUGAGCUACUUCUUAUUCACUUUUGUAAACAACUAAUAGCAUGGUUCCAGUUCUUUUUUAAGUUCACUUUUUGUUCUAGGGGAAAUGAAUGCGCAAAAAAAGAAAAAGAACUGUUGGAUAUUUGUGUUAUUCUGGAUGUAUAAACAUCAAUGGAGAAAAAUAAACUUUCAAAUUGAAAUGACGGUAUAACACAUCUAUUGAAAAAGCAGCGGGAAAUGUAGUCCUAUUUAAACAAGCCCCCAUCUAGGGUCUAUUUGUGUGGCAGUUAUUGGGUUUGGUCUCAAAGCUUCCUGAAAAAUCAUGUGUGGGGUUCUUUCUCCCUGGUACAACCGUAUUGAACGCUUCCUAAAGGGGAACUGUCAAGCUCGUGUCUUCAACCAGAUGAGAUGAGAGAAUACCCCAAAACCCCCUCUCCAAGGUGUUUCUAAACAGCACAGGAGAGCAGGUACUCCACUGUACACAGUCAGGUGGGCAGCCUCCCCGCUCCCGGGAGCAUUCAUCCUGCCCAGCCUGUGCAGGGCAGCUGGACUGCUGCUGCUCAGGAGCCGCCGGAGCCUUCCUCUCUUUGUAUCACAGUUUCUUCUGUAAAUCCAGUGUUAUAAUCAGUGUGAAUGGCAAAUAAACAGUCUGACAAGUACACACACCAUA
This is a messenger RNA of Saimiri boliviensis boliviensis (Bolivian squirrel monkey), 5853 nucleotides long. RefSeq names its product RUNX family transcription factor 1 (gene RUNX1). Gene Ontology annotation, cellular component: nucleus. The record is from RefSeq and is a predicted model, not a curated record. Gene Ontology annotation, biological process: hemopoiesis; ossification; regulation of cell differentiation. NCBI's taxonomy places the organism in Eukaryota, Metazoa, Chordata, Mammalia, Primates, Cebidae. Gene Ontology annotation, molecular function: DNA-binding transcription factor activity, RNA polymerase II-specific; ATP binding; RNA polymerase II cis-regulatory region sequence-specific DNA binding.